Messenger RNA from Doryrhamphus excisus (bluestripe pipefish), 4675 nucleotides. The record is from RefSeq and is a predicted model, not a curated record. Lineage: Eukaryota; Metazoa; Chordata; Actinopteri; Syngnathiformes; Syngnathidae.
UACAGCGCAGCAGCAUAUCAUUUUUGUUGUUUGAGGGGGAAAGUGACCGGAAAGUGUGCUUUUUUAAUUCAUAAUUGAACUCGAGUGUUUUAAGGGAGUGGUUUAAACAGAGCUUUUGAGCGUCGGUGCGGAUUCCAGCGUAAUUGGAUUUCUUUUUUGUUGUGAUGAAAUGUGCGGGAUAUUACAGGAACUAGAGUGAUUUGCAUGAUGAGGUACGGCUUGGUGGUUCUGUCGGCGGGCUUUACAGGUUUGCUCAGCUUUUCCCUCCUGGCAGUAUCAAUCGGAACCGAUUAUUGGUACAUCAUCGAUGUGAAUAAGCCCAACUCCGAGGACCUGAGUUCAUACUCCGGUCUGUGGACGAUUAAUGAAGGAACAAACAGGAGUUCCGUCAUCCCUUCUUUCACUGCCAACAUGUCCGCCCUGUCCGAGGUUGAGCGGCACCUUCUUGAGCUGCACAGGGCGGUGGUCAUCGUAUUGCCCCUCAGCCUGGUGCUGCUGGUGUUUGGGUGGAUUUUUGGACUCGUCAGUUCGUUGGCCUGCAGCCCCAAAUUGCUGACUGGGACUGCAUUCUACUUUUUCGUCUGCAGUCUCUUCACCCUGACUGGGGUCAGCCUCUACAUCGAGUACCACAACAAGGCCAUGGAGGAGUUCCAGCGCAAUGUAUCCCCGGAGGACCUGGCCUACGUGGACGUGUCAUUCGGCUGGUCCUUUGCCAUGGCGUGGCUCUCUUACUCUUUGGAAUUGGCCACCGGCCUACUGCUUCUGCUCGCUGCCAAAAUCACCCAAAUGAAAGGACGUUACGACUGUGGUGUUGCUGUCGCCACUUUGUGAAUGUCCGGAAUCCAUCUUAAAAAAAGAAUACCAUAAAAGAGAAUUGUAUCCUUAAGCAAAACGAGAUUAAGAAAAAUCUUGUUGUACAUAAAUAUGUUGUACAUCCAAUUCAGAAUUAUUUAUCGUUAUUAGACAAGGCAUUUGCACUCGUACUUAAACUAUACCUGUCAGAGGACAGAGGGUGUGUGAGGCAAAGCAAGGCAAGUUUAUUUAUAGAGGAAGGAAACUGGUAACAAGGGAAUUCAAAGUGCUUUACAGAAAAGAAGUCUAACAUCACUUCAUGAAACCCAUUCUAUAAAAAAUAUAAGGAUUUGAACAGUGCCAAAGUUUAGUCCAGACUCUGGGUAUCCACAGGAGACCGCUCCCUGAAGUUCUCAGAGGCAUGUCACAGAUGUACUGUGGUGCGAGACCAUGAAAAGCUGUUUAAAACUCAGUUCUCUUAGAAACAAGAGCUGAGCACUGGACUAAUGUUGUUAUGUUUCCAGCAGCAUUCUGCAUGUACUGGAGCUGCUUUACAGCUUGUUUAUAGCCCACUGAGAAAGCUGUCACAGUAGCCCAGGGGUCGGCAACCUUUACUAUGAAAAGAGCCAUUUUACCCUCUUGCCUCCUAAAGAAAAAUAGCCUGGAACUGCAAAACAUAUUAUAAAACACAUUAUAAACUCUAGCAAGAGAAUAUGACAAAUAGAAGUGCAGUGAGUGUGCAUGUGUAACGGAUGCCAACUAGUAGGGUUACCAAGGUAUCAUCUUGGUUGAACCUCACUACCUGACCGCCUGAAGAAAAGUAUAGCACAGUGAAUUGACAGUCUGUUUCUUUUAGCUGGCGACCAACAGCUAUGAUGAGUUCACAUGCGGAGCCAAUUAUGAGUCUCUCACGGUUUUGGCUGUCAAAUUUGGCCGGAAUUCUGGGGUAUCAAAGGAGUUCAGAUAGACGAGUUGAUGUGUUGAGUACUCUUGCUAGUAUUGAAAAUAAACUUACAUAAUGUAUGUAUAAAUUACUGUAAACCUAAGUGAUUUGUUUCCUCUGCCGCAAACAAGUUCCCAUUCUGCUGUUUAAAUUAUCUCUAAUUUAUUGAUAUAAGCCAAACACUGGCUUCCCUCGCCUUCCUCGUGCUCAUCCAAUCACGUCCAAUUAGAACUCAGCCAUGUAUUCUUUUUACUCAUUACAAAGACGUGCAUUUCCCCCACUCAGGUGAUUAAAAAAAAUAUUCGAGCACUGCAAAGGGAGCCACAACAAAGAGACUGAAGAGCCACAUGCGGCUCUGGAGUAGCAGGUUGCUGACCCCUCGUCUAGCAUGUUUGAGAUGAAGGCAUGGAUUAGUCUCUCUAAAUCUGGCUCAGGCACUUUUCUUAGGAGGUGAAACUGCUGAUGUUACUGAGCAAAAUAUUACGUUUUUAGAGAGUUUUGAGGUAACUAAUACAAUUUUUAUCGGGGGGCCACAGGCAAUGAUUUCAGUUUUAUCUUAGUUUAGCUUGGAGAAAAUAGUUCUGCAUCCACACACAUUGACACAUGCAUUAAAUGAAUAUAAAUAUGAACAGAUGGCAGGGAGAAACUCAAUGCCACAUGGAGAAAUACCCCAGCAUGAGUCACACAUCACAUAUGCUUAAGGAAAUGUACUGAAUAUUAAUAGUAACUUUGGUCUUAAAUUUCAAGAUUGUGUCUUACCUACUGGAUUAAAGCUGGAACACUGGUUACCGUGACGACUUGGACAGACCCUUGUGGACUGUGGAAUGUGAAGUCUGAAUGAAAAUGUGUGCAAUUGUUCAAAUGGAAAUUUCUUAAAAGGUCAUUUGUAAAUAGCCCAUCCUAAAGGGAAAAUAACACAUAGAAGGAUGGCUGCUGACCCUGUCUCUCCCGUUAAGUGGAGCUGAGUCUGAACACACGUGUUUAUACUGAAACCAAGGUUAAAAUAUUGUUGGAACUCGAAAAUGCUCCUAAAAAUAAUAAUUCCAGAAAUAAUUGCCUCAUAACAGAAAAGUACAGAUGCGUCAUUUCCUAGUACCACUUCAUCUCAAUGCUUCAUCAGUAUAAGUGCCCAACGAAAUAUACUACAAAGCCUCCAAGAAAAUCAGAUGAAAAAAGUCCACACCACAUAUUCACACCGACUAAGGUACGACCACACAUGCCUAAAUCUGUUUAAAACUAAUAUUUCUCGAAAUAAACUAGCGUUCUAGCAAAUAUGGACUGCCCAUGUCAACUGUGGGCUACUAGGAAGCAACAUAACAAAUGUGUUUUUUACAACAAAUGAAUUACCAAGCAAAUUCAUAUGCUAAACAUCCAUGGUCAAACAGAGACUCAUUGAAGGACACAUCGAAGAAUGUAUUCAUGCAGAAUGACUUUGUGUAAGAACGCAGAUAAACAUGUUAGAAGCACUAUUUUCAUUUGCUAUGUUCAUUAUCAUGGUCACGAUAUGUCUGACGCCGAAAAUGCUGCUGUUUAUUGCUGCUGAUAUUUACCACUGUUUGAUCGCCUUGUUUUCAACUAUUUGGUGUCUUUCUGCAACACACCAUGCACAUUCACACAGUUAGGUCACAUUAUUUCAAAGGGAUGCACUGUUAUUCUGUUAAUCUGCCAAACUUUGUGCAAAGACAUUGAAUGACAAAGAGGAGUUUUGAUUGCAUUUUUAUUGGUAGCUGAAGGUCGUAAAGAGUCCUGCUUUGUACUGUUGGAAAGCUUGCGGAUAAAUAUGCAGGUGGUAAAUGGUCUUUGGUUUUUCACUUGUAUAGCGCUUUACCACCUCCAUGGUGCUCACAGCGUUUUGACACUGUCAGUACAUUAACCUACUGAUGACGCAGCAUGAGGAACAACUGAGGGUUCAGUUUCUUGCUCAAGGAUACUUUGACAUAAUCACGGCAGGAGGGAAGAGUGAACCCACAACCUUCAGGUUGGGAGACGACCACUCUUCCACCUGAGCUGCGCUGGCCCCAAUUAUGCAGGUGGUAAUUGGUUCCAAGUCAAUAGGACGUAGCGUUUGGGAGAUAUUUCCCAAAAACGCUUUUUCUAAUCUUCAGACCGGUUUAGAACGGUUCAUACAAAAAAUCAUGCAAAACUGCAGAAAGUCGUAGCGAGUCCCGUGCUUGGGACUCGCUAGUGCUUGGUCCCGUUGAAAAUCUUGCGGAAGUUUGUUCCUUGUCCAUAGAACUUAGCGUUCAAUGUUUUUUUGUUACUUAUUGUUACAUUUGGUCCAGAUCAAGGAGGAGACCGUCUGUCUUGUCUUGUUUACGUUUGCUGCUGAUUAAUCCGUGACAGAACCAAAACAUUGUCCUAUUUUGUGGUGUGUAACUAACUCUGUGACUGUGAUUUCACUUCAGUUUGACUGGUCAUUUUGACCAGAAGACGAUCUUUGUACCUUUGUACCAUUGUACAGCUUAGAUGGAAAUGUCAAUAAAAGCAACAAUUCACUUUGUCUCAUGUUGGGUUCAAUCUAGGAAAAGUCAUCAAAUUUCAAGUUUACAAAAUUAUUGUUUAGGGAAUUUCUUUGUUUUAACACAAUGGCAGGUCAUUUUUACUAGAGAAUACGGUUAAAGGCAGCACUAAGCAGGUAGUGCAAAACUAAAUCUUUCUGGGGUGUUUGAUGCCAAUUACAAUAACUUCUAAUUUGAAGUGGAAUAUGUACAGUGUUUGUUUUGUUGUUUGGUGAACUGGCUUUCAUCCAACUGAAUUUCAUCCUAAAAAUAAAGCUGUCGAUGAAAAUGAAGUGUUCUGUGUUUCUUUUCCAAAAGAAGAUUUAAACUCCAACAAUAGCAAUGGUCAAAGGACAGAGCCCUGUGGAAGUACAAUUUGACAUUUUUGAAUAUGAGCACCUACAUAGUUUUGUUUUGUAAAAAUUAACAUGUUCCUCUUCAU